AUCCUCUUUUUUCAAACCUUGUUAUUUGAGCUCUCCUUGUUUUUUUUAUUCCUCCGACAAGGACGAGGUUCCAAGAGAACUUAGCUUCUUGUUCUACGACACAAAAAUUAAUUCAAAAAAGAAAAAGAAGAGAGUUCAAUGAGAAAACAUUCUCUUGAUCGAUGGCUUUUAACAGCCGCUCUUGUGGUUCUCCUCUCGUCUUCUUCCUCCUUCGCGGCCAAAAAGGACGCGAAGAAGAAGAAGAGUAAUAAGGAGGUGACAUAUGAUGGAACCUCUUUGAUCAUCGAUGGCAAAAGAGAGCUUCUUUACUCUGGAUCUAUUCAUUACCCUAGAAGCACUCCUGAAAUGUGGCCAAGUAUCGUCAAGAGAGCCAAACAAGGCGGUUUGAACACGAUUCAGACAUACGUUUUCUGGAAUGUACAUGAGCCUCAACAAGGAAAGUUCAACUUUUCGGGACGAGCUGAUUUGGUGAAGUUCAUAAAGUUGAUUGAGAAGAAUGGCAUGUAUGUGACCUUAAGGCUUGGACCGUUUAUCCAAGCUGAAUGGACUCAUGGAGGACUUCCUUAUUGGCUUAGAGAAGUUCCUGGAAUUUUCUUCCGUACAGAUAAUAAACCAUUCAAGGAACAUACAGAAAGGUAUGUACGGAUGAUACUCGACAAAAUGAAGGAGGAAAGAUUGUUUGCGUCACAAGGAGGCCCCAUUAUAUUAGGACAGAUAGAGAACGAGUAUAGCGCGGUUCAACGUGCAUAUAAACAAGACGGGUUAAACUACAUUAAAUGGGCAUCUAAAUUGGUUGACUCAAUGAAACUCGGGAUCCCAUGGGUUAUGUGCAAGCAGAACGAUGCUCCUGAUCCUAUGAUCAAUGCUUGUAAUGGAAGACAUUGCGGUGAUACUUUCCCCGGUCCAAACAGAGAAAACAAACCAUCUUUAUGGACUGAGAAUUGGACUACUCAGUUCCGCGUGUUUGGUGAUCCGCCAACUCAGAGAUCAGUAGAAGAUAUUGCUUAUUCAGUUGCUCGGUUCUUCUCCAAGAACGGAAGCCAUGUGAACUAUUACAUGUACCACGGAGGGACUAACUUUGGAAGAACCUCUGCACAUUAUGUAACCACUAGAUACUACGAUGAUGCCCCUCUUGAUGAAUAUGGUUUAGAGAGAGAGCCUAAGUAUGGUCAUCUUAAGCAUCUUCACAGUGCUCUUAACCUCUGCAAGAAGCCACUUCUUUGGGGUCAGCCUAAAACCGAGAAACCUGGAAAAGAUACAGAGAUUAGAUACUACGAACAACCUGGAACCAAAACUUGUGCCGCUUUCUUGGCUAACAACAAUACUGAAGCUGCAGAAACCAUCAAAUUCAAGGGCAGAGAAUACGUGAUCGCGCCUCGUUCCAUUAGUAUUCUUCCCGAUUGUAAAACUGUUGUUUACAACACUGCACAGAUUGUUUCUCAACACACUUCAAGGAACUUUAUGAAGUCUAAAAAGGCGAACAAGAAGUUUGAUUUCAAAGUGUUCACUGAGACAUUGCCUAGUAAACUCGAAGGCAACUCUUACAUACCCGUUGAGCUUUACGGUUUGACUAAAGACAAGACAGACUAUGGAUGGUACACAACAAGCUUCAAGGUUCAUAAGAAUCACUUACCUACCAAGAAAGGAGUUAAGACUUUUGUGAGGAUUGCUAGUCUUGGACACGCGUUGCACGCUUGGCUUAACGGCGAAUACCUUGGAAGUGGACAUGGAAGCCAUGAAGAGAAGAGUUUUGUUUUCCAGAAACAGGUUACACUAAAAGCAGGAGAGAAUCAUCUUAUAAUGCUUGGUGUUCUCACAGGAUUCCCAGACAGUGGAUCUUACAUGGAGCAUAGAUACACCGGUCCUCGUGGUAUUUCCAUCUUAGGAUUGACUUCUGGAACACUUGAUCUCACUGAGAGCAGCAAAUGGGGAAACAAGAUCGGUAUGGAAGGUGAAAAACUCGGAAUCCACACUGAGGAAGGUUUAAAGAAGGUCGAAUGGAAAAAGUUCACCGGGAAAGCACCAGGACUUACAUGGUACCAGGCAUACUUUGAUGCACCAGAGAGCCUAAACGCAGCUGCUAUUCGCAUGAACGGAAUGGGAAAAGGGUUGAUUUGGGUGAACGGAGAAGGUGUUGGAAGAUAUUGGCAAUCGUUCUUGUCUCCAUUAGGUCAACCUACACAAAUAGAGUAUCACAUCCCUAGAUCUUUCUUGAAGCCCAAGAAGAACCUUCUUGUUAUCUUUGAGGAAGAGCCUAAUGUGAAGCCUGAGCUUAUGGACUUUGUCAUCGUUAACAGAGACACUGUUUGUUCUUAUGUCGGUGAAAACUACACUCCAAGUGUUAGACAUUGGACUAGAAAGCAAGAUCAGGUCCAAGCCAUCACAGAUAAUGUGAGUCUCACGGCUACUCUUAAAUGCUCAGGCACUAAGAAAAUCGCAGCCGUUGAGUUCGCUAGCUUCGGAAACCCUAUCGGUGUUUGUGGAAACUUCACACUUGGUUCUUGUAAUGCUCCUGUUUCAAAGCAAGUCAUCGAGAAGCACUGUUUGGGGAAAGCAGAGUGUGUGAUUCCAGUGAACAAGAGCACGUUCGAACAAGACAAGAAGGAUUCGUGUAAGAACGUUGCGAAGACACUCGCCGUGCAAGUCAAGUGUGGCCGUGGCAAGAAGAACUGAGAGUAUAUAUCAUCACAUUAUCAUAUGGUUCAAUGUAUCGUGUUUAGUAGACCAAUUUCAAAAUGUUGUGGCAUCGAUUUUUGUCGUUCUGUUUGUAUUUGAUUUCUUCAAUUUAACGCUAAUACACGAGUAAGGUAUUU
This is a messenger RNA of Arabidopsis arenosa, 2813 nucleotides long. The record is from the annotation of a GenBank genome assembly. Lineage: Eukaryota; Viridiplantae; Streptophyta; Magnoliopsida; Brassicales; Brassicaceae.